Messenger RNA from Helianthus annuus (common sunflower), 1472 nucleotides. RefSeq lists its product as uncharacterized. The transcript has 2 exons. NCBI's taxonomy places the organism in Eukaryota, Viridiplantae, Streptophyta, Magnoliopsida, Asterales, Asteraceae. The record is from RefSeq and is a predicted model, not a curated record. Gene Ontology annotation, biological process: meristem maintenance; meristem development. The coding region runs from base 587 to 1360 and encodes 257 amino acids.
UCCAUUCCAUUCCAUUCCAUGAAACGAACGCUACCUAAGUUCGUUUUCGUCUUCCUCAAAGUAACGACCUCUGGUUUUCCCUAACAUUAGUAAUAAUAUGCUAACAUCUGCCACCCAUUAGGACUGCUAAAUACUUCGGUGGUUGCAUUUCUUCAUAUGAAUCAAGCAAUCUUGACCCAAAGGCAUUAGUAUGGGUCAUUCUGGGUGUUUUUUAUACUACUAUGGGUGGUUUUGGGUGAAGCAAUACAAGUUAAAGGGUCAGACUGGGUCAAUUUGAAAACAGAGGAUAUUUAUGACGGGUGAAGUUGGGUUGGAAAUUUAUAAAGAACGGGUCAUCUAGGUUUUCUGAGAACGGGUUGAUCUCUUGAUUACGCUGCUUCUCUUCUUCGCUAUUCUCACCGGAUCUCUUGACAAUCCUCCAACAAGCAAGGUGAUUCUGAUAUUUCUGUUGGAGUAGAUCUCAAAGCCGAUGAUUCUCCAAUCUUAACGCCUCUAAUUCCUUCUCUUUCAUAUCCACGUUGUUGGUGAUUCUGUUAAUGAUGGUAGUGUUGCUUUAAUCCCGGAUUUGGCGGGAAAAGUUGAGAAAAUGAACCGGUUCCGGUCGGAGUUAGUUAGAAGUAAGUCGAAAAAGGCUUCGCAUUCGAAGUGGAUGCAAAUGUUUAUGAAGAAAACAAACGAACAAGAACAUGUUGGGUUCUUGGCAUUGUGGUUGUCUAGGUUUGGCUUUCCUUCGGGUGAUCAAGAUUCGGUAGGGAAACAUGUGAUCCCGAUUGCGGUGAGACUAUCGCAAGGGGUUAAACUGGCUCUUGCACCUGCGGUUCUUGCGUAUAUUUAUCAUAAUUUGACAAAGUUGAAAGAACAAUGUGUAGACUCGAGUUAUUCGAAUUUAAAAUCGAGUAGUUGUGUUAAUCUUUUGGGACCAUUUCAAUUGGUUCAGAUUUGGGUGUAUGAAAGGUUUCCAGUUGUAGGACAAAAAGGGCCCAAUGAACUUAGGCCUAGUGAGCCAAGAUUAACACGUUGGCACGUUUUGAAUUCGAAUGUUAGUUUACUGUUGUUGCGUUCGCAUAUGAUCAGUCUUGAGAGUUUCAUUUGGAGACCGUAUGCUGUUGAUCUGCAAAACUGGAAGCAGCCGUUACAUUACCAAGAUUCUGAACAGAUUAUAUCCGAUUCGCUGGUCUUAGAUGAUGAUUUGCAGUUUUUUUAUCUUUUUAUAGCGCCUUGUGAGCUAGUCAACAGUGACAUUCUGGACAUAGAUUCAGUCAUUUUAGCAACUCGGUAUUUCAGCAACAUCCCAUUUUGGCUUCAUGUAAGGAUCAAAAUUCAAUCUUUAACUAUUUGGAUAAUCUUUUUGAUUAAAUGAUCAUAUUAACUAACUGAAAGUUUCUUUGCUGAAAGUUCCCAAAAACAUAAUUAUUAGGAUUUGGCAAUCAGUCUUGGCACCAGUCAGUGAUACUGUAAGUUAAAAAAAAAAA